This is a messenger RNA of Ochotona princeps (American pika), 3059 nucleotides long. It is a transcript of the gene BMAL1, whose product is annotated as basic helix-loop-helix ARNT like 1. The record is from RefSeq and is a predicted model, not a curated record. Gene Ontology annotation, cellular component: aryl hydrocarbon receptor complex; cytoplasm; transcription regulator complex. The transcript is spliced from 20 exons. The coding region runs from base 667 to 2547 and encodes 626 amino acids. NCBI's taxonomy places the organism in Eukaryota, Metazoa, Chordata, Mammalia, Lagomorpha, Ochotonidae. Gene Ontology annotation, molecular function: protein dimerization activity; RNA polymerase II cis-regulatory region sequence-specific DNA binding; DNA-binding transcription factor activity, RNA polymerase II-specific. Gene Ontology annotation, biological process: circadian rhythm; regulation of transcription by RNA polymerase II.
CUCUGCAGAGGUAAAGGCCCUAGGCAGAGGAGAUGGAGGUAGAAGGGCAUAGGGCUGAGCCCGAGCACUGGGCAUGGGACAGUGAGCCUGGCAUGUCACGGUGUGCAGUAUGCACUGUAGACAGCUCUGACUACCUGGGCUGGCACAAUGAGUCCCAUGAGGGACAGACUGAGGAGGAAGCUGAAGCGCAUGGCUGUUAACCAACUUCCCAGAAUCACACUGCCGUUGAGCCAAGAUGAGAUCAAGUUCAUCUGAAUCCAGAGUCUCGGCUUCAAAACACGAUGCUGUCCUACCGGUGCUGGGGAAAGAACAAGCGCUAGCAGCUGAGAGGUGGUGCUGGCUAGAGUGCAUGCUUUUGGGCUCAACCUUGACUUUUCAAAUGUGGAAGUCUAGGCUUUCAAUGGUUUUGGGAAGAAGUUGACUGCCUGGCGAAGAGAUUACAAAGCAUGAGCAUCGCUUUGAGGUGAUCAACACAUCCAGCAGUCCCUCAGUCCUCACAUGCUGGAUUGGAGGUUUAACAACUGUGACUUCAGAUGUGGAAACUUCGGCCCAGAGGCCGGGAGUGACAGCUCCAGGUGGAUCACCCGGAGCCAGGACCCCUGACUGUCACCAGGGCCUGACCUCCUCACCUAGUUUUGAAGUUGGAGUCCCUUGCAAGAGCCUCCCAUGGCAGACCAGAGGAUGGACAUUUCUUCCACCAUCAGUGACUUCAUGUCCCCAGGCCCCCCGGACCUUCUAUCCAGCUCCCUCAGCUCUGGAGGCAUGGACUGCAAUCGCAAGCGGAAAGGAAGCUCUACCGACUACCAAGAAAGCAUGGACACAGACAAAGAUGACCCUCAUGGAAGGUUAGAAUACACAGAGCACCAAGGCAGGAUCAAAAAUGCAAGGGAAGCUCACAGUCAGAUUGAAAAGAGGCGCCGGGAUAAAAUGAACAGUUUCAUUGAUGAACUGGCUUCUUUGGUACCAACGUGUAAUGCCAUGUCCAGGAAACUGGACAAGCUGACCGUGCUCAGAAUGGCCGUCCAGCAUAUGAAGACACUGAGAGGUGCCACAAAUCCCUACACAGAAGCUAACUACAAGCCAACAUUUCUGUCAGAUGAUGAAUUGAAACACCUCAUUCUCAGGGCAGCAGAUGGAUUUUUAUUUGUCGUAGGAUGUGACCGAGGGAAGAUACUCUUUGUAUCCGAGUCUGUCUUCAAGAUCCUCAACUACAGCCAGAAUGAUCUGAUUGGUCAGAGUUUGUUUGACUACCUGCAUCCUAAAGACAUCGCCAAAGUCAAGGAGCAGCUCUCCUCCUCCGACACCGCGCCCCGGGAGCGGCUCAUAGAUGCAAAAACUGGACUUCCAGUUAAGACAGAUAUAACCCCUGGGCCAUCUCGAUUAUGUUCUGGAGCACGGCGUUCUUUCUUCUGUAGGAUGAAGUGUAACAGGCCUUCGGUAAAGGUUGAAGACAAGGACUUCCCCUCGACCUGCUCUAAGAAAAAAGCAGAUCGAAAGAGCUUCUGCACAAUCCACAGCACAGGGUAUUUGAAAAGCUGGCCACCCACAAAGAUGGGGCUGGACGAAGACAACGAGCCAGACAACGAGGGAUGUAACCUCAGCUGCCUGGUCGCAAUCGGACGGCUGCAUUCUCACAUGGUUCCGCAGCCAGUGAAUGGGGAUAUCAGGGUCAAGUCCAUGGAAUAUGUUUCUCGGCACGCGAUUGAUGGGAAGUUUGUUUUCGUGGACCAGAGGGCCACAGCUAUUUUGGCGUAUUUACCGCAAGAGCUUCUAGGCACGUCGUGUUACGAGUAUUUUCACCAAGACGACAUAGGGCACCUCGCAGAAUGUCAUAGGCAAGUCUUACAAACUAGAGAAAAGAUUACAACCAAUUGUUAUAAGUUUAAAAUCAAAGAUGGAUCCUUCAUCACGCUACGAAGUCGAUGGUUCAGUUUCAUGAACCCUUGGACCAAGGAAGUAGAAUAUAUCGUGUCAACCAACACUGUUGUUCUAGCCAACGUCCUGGAAGGCGGGGACCCAAGCUUCCCGCAGCUCACGGCAUCCCCGCACAGUAUGGACAGCAUGCUGCCCGCCGGGGAAGGUGGCCCAAAGAGGACCCACCCUGCUGUUCCAGGGAUUCCAGGGGGAACCCGGGCUGGGGCAGGAAAAAUAGGUCGAAUGAUUGCUGAGGAAAUCAUGGAAAUGCACAGGAUACGAGGAUCCUCACCUUCCAGCUGUGGCUCAAGCCCACUGAACAUCACAAGCACGCCUCCCCCUGAUGCCUCCUCCCCGGGAGGCAAGAAGAUUUUAAAUGGAGGGACUCUAGACAUUCCUUCCAGUGGCCUAUUACCAGGACAGGCUCAGGAGAACCCAGGUUACCCAUAUUCUGAUAGUUCUUCUAUUCUUGGUGAAAACCCUCACAUAGGCAUAGACAUGAUCGAUAAUGACCAAGGCUCGAGCAGUCCCAGUAACGAUGAAGCAGCGAUGGCCGUCAUCAUGAGCCUCUUGGAAGCAGAUGCUGGCCUGGGCGGCCCUGUUGACUUCAGCGACUUGCCAUGGCCGCUGUAAACACUACAUGUUGCUUUGGCAACAGUUACAGUAUCAAAGUGCAUUACUGGUGGAGUUUUACAGUCUGUGAAGCUUACUGGAUAAGCAGAGAACAGCUUUUAUGUACCGACUUCAUAAAAGCCAUCUCAGAGCCAUUGAUACAAGUCAAUCUUACUAUGUGUAACUACAGACAAAGUGGAACUAAGCCUGCUCCAGUGUUUCCUCAUCAUUGAUUAUUGGGCUAGCUGUGGAUAGCUUGCAUUAAUUGUAUAUUUUGGAUUUUGUUUGUGUUGAAUUUUUUUAAUCAUUGUGCACAGAAGCAUCAUUGGUAGCUUUUAUAUGCAAAUGGUCAUUUCAGAUGUAUGGUGUUUUUACACUACAAAGAAGUCCCCCAUGUGGAUAUUUCUUAUACUAAUUGUAUCAUAAAGCUGUUUAUUCUUCCUUGUAAGAAUCCUUUACUAUAAAUAUGGGUUAAAGUAUAAUGUAUUAGACAGUUAAAUAUUUUUAAUAAAUGUUUCCCUUGUUCUAUAAAA